Colletotrichum destructivum is the source of this 531-nucleotide messenger RNA. Its product is annotated as Putative Globin-like superfamily protein. Lineage: Eukaryota; Fungi; Ascomycota; Sordariomycetes; Glomerellales; Glomerellaceae. Gene Ontology annotation, biological process: nitric oxide catabolic process; cellular response to nitrosative stress. The record is from RefSeq and is a predicted model, not a curated record. The coding region runs from base 1 to 531 and encodes 176 amino acids. Gene Ontology annotation, cellular component: intracellular anatomical structure. The transcript has a single exon. Gene Ontology annotation, molecular function: oxygen binding; nitric oxide dioxygenase [NAD(P)H] activity; FAD binding.
AUGUUUGAACCAGCUACCGCGACCGCUACCUCGACGGCUGUUGCCCAAGACGAUAUGCAGCCGUCUUCGGACUGGGCCGUCAACGACGUGGAGGCAGUCUCGCCCGAGAAAAUGGCCAUCGUCAAUGCCACUGCACCACAACUCAAAGAGCAGGCCAUGGCCAUCACCAUGUCCUUUUACUACAGCAUGAAAGACGUCUACCCGGAGCUGAUUGCCAAGUUCGCCAAACAACCGCGGCAACUGUCGACGGCAAUCAUGGCUUACUGUCAGUUGCUGGACGAUCCGCCAAAGCUGAUGAAGGGGGUGGAGAAGAUCGCCAAGAUACACGUAGACGCAGACAUCACGCCGGAUCUGUAUGCGUUGGUUGGCAAGGGGUUCAUCCAGGCCGUUGGAGAGGUCUUGGGAGAUCAGGCGACGCCCGAAGUGCUGGAAGCUUGGGAUGAUGCGUUCAGGGUCCUCUCCAAUGUUUUGAUAGCUUCAGAGAAACAGCUAUACUCCCAACGGCAAAGAAGAGACACCGUAUCCGUCUGA